This is a messenger RNA of Gossypium raimondii (Peruvian cotton), 6094 nucleotides long. Its product is annotated as callose synthase 9. Gene Ontology annotation, biological process: (1->3)-beta-D-glucan biosynthetic process. The transcript is spliced from 52 exons. The record is from RefSeq and is a predicted model, not a curated record. Lineage: Eukaryota; Viridiplantae; Streptophyta; Magnoliopsida; Malvales; Malvaceae. Gene Ontology annotation, cellular component: 1,3-beta-D-glucan synthase complex; plasma membrane. Gene Ontology annotation, molecular function: 1,3-beta-D-glucan synthase activity. The coding region runs from base 194 to 5893 and encodes 1899 amino acids.
CUACUUUUCUUUUUCAUUGAUCUCGUCUCUUUUUGCUGUUUUAAAAUUAAAUCAAAACCACCAUUCCUUUCUAUUUCAGCGUCUACUUUUAUUCAAAAACCUCCCGAGUUCUCAUCGAUUGAACUCGUUUCAACUCGGAUGCUAGGGUUUUUCCUUACAGUUAUCUGAAAUUGUGUGACUUAUCUAUACCAAAAUGUCUCGAGCGGAGGAGCUAUGGGAGCGGUUAGUACGGGCGGCGUUAAGAAGGGAAAGAUUUGGGAUGGGUUCAGUAGGACAUCCUGCUGGUGGAAUUGCUGGAUACGUUCCUUCAUCUCUUAAUAAUAGAGAGAUAGAUACAAUUCUGAGAGUUGCAGAUGAAAUUCAGGAUGAAGAACCUAACGUAGCUAGAAUUUUAUGUGAGCAUGCCUAUUCGCUUGCUCAAAAUCUGGAUCCUAAUAGUGAAGGCAGAGGUGUUUUACAAUUCAAGACUGGUCUAAUGUCUGUGAUCAAGCAAAAGCUAGCGAAAAGAGAGGUUGGGACCAUAGACAGGAGCCAAGAUGUUGCUCGCUUGCUGGAGUUCUAUAGGCUUUAUAGAGAGAAGAACAACGUUGACAAGCUACGUGAAGAAGAAAUGAUGUUGAGGGAAUCAGGUGUUUUCAGUGGCAACCUUGGGGAGUUGGAGCGGAAGACAUUGAAAAGGAAAAGGGUUUUUGGAACGCUAAGAGUAUUGGGGAUGGUAUUGCAGCAGUUGACAGAGGAAAUACCUGUGGAGUUGAAACGGGUCAUUGAUUCAGAUGCAGCCAUGACUGAGGACCUGAUUGCUUACAACAUUAUCCCAUUCCCACUGGAUGCUCCUACCAUAACAAAUGCUAUUGUGUCAUUCCCUGAGGUACGAGCAGCAGUGUCGGCAUUAAAGCACGAUAGGAGCUUGCCAAAAUUGCCUAGUGAUUUUUCUAUUCCCGAGACAAGGAGCCCUGAUCUUAUGGAUUUUCUGCAUUAUGUUUUUGGAUUUCAGAAAGACAAUGUUUCUAACCAACGUGAACAUGUAGUGCUUCUCCUUGCCAAUGAACAAUCUAGACAUGGUAUUCCUGAGGAACCUGAGCCAAAAUUGGACGAGGCUGCUGUGCAGAAGGUGUUUCUGAAGUCUCUUGAUAACUACAUCAAAUGGUGCAACUACUUGUGCAUUCAACCUGUUUGGAGCAAUCUGGAUGCUGUUAACAAGGAGAAAAAAGUACUCUUUGUUUCUUUGUACUUCUUAAUUUGGGGUGAGGCUGCCAACAUUAGAUUCCUUCCAGAAUGCUUGUGCUACAUAUUUCAUCAUAUGGCGAGGGAAAUGGAUGAAGCUCUAAGGCAGCACAUUGCUCAGCCGGCCAAUAGUUGUUCUAAAGAUGGUGUAGUAUCAUUCCUCGACCAAGUUAUCACUCCGCUUUAUGAUGUUGUCGCUGCGGAAGCCGCAAACAAUGAGAACGGCCGAGCACCACAUUCUGCUUGGAGAAAUUAUGAUGAUUUUAAUGAAUACUUUUGGUCACUUCAUUGUUUUGAUCUUAGCUGGCCUUGGCGCAAAACUUCAUUUUUCCAGAAGCCAGAACCAAGGUCAAAGAAUCCACUUAAAUUGGGAGGAGGUCAACAUCGAGGAAAAACUUCAUUUGUUGAGCAUCGGACAUUUUUUCAUCUUUACCAUAGUUUUCAUCGGUUGUGGAUAUUUCUCGUUAUGAUGUUUCAGGGUCUUACAAUCAUUGCAUUCAAUAAUGGACAUCUGAAUGCCAAGACUUUACGGGAAGUUCUUAGUCUUGGUCCAACUUUUGUAGUGAUGAAGUUUACGGAAAGUGUUUUGGAUGUCAUCAUGAUGUAUGGUGCAUAUUCGACCACACGACGCCUAGCUGUUUCCAGAAUUUUUCUUCGAUUUAUUUGGUUUAGCAUUGCAUCAGUCUUUGUAUCUUUCCUUUAUGUGAGAGCUUUGCAGGAAGAGAGUAAACCAAAUUCAAACUCAGUUGUUUUCAGAUUGUAUUUGAUUGUUAUAGGCAUCUAUGGUGGUAUCCAUUUUUUCAUAAGUUUCCUUAUGCGGAUACCAGCAUGUCAUCGUUUGACCGAACUGUGUGAUCACUUGUCUUUGAUUCGCUUUAUCAAGUGGAUGCGUCAGGAACGAUACUAUGUUGGACGUGGCAUGUAUGAGAGGACUACUGACUUUAUUAAAUAUAUGAUUUUCUGGCUUAUCAUCUUGAGUGGGAAGUUUGCAUUUGCUUAUUUUUUCCAGAUCAAGCCACUGGUGAAGCCGACAAGGACAGUCUUAACCAUGGAUAAUAUAGAAUAUUCUUGGCAUGAUUUCGUAUCUAGAAAUAACCAUAAUGCUCUGACAGUGGUUUGUUUAUGGGCUCCAGUGAUAGCUAUGUAUCUGUUAGACAUUUACCUUUUUUAUACUGUCUUAUCUGCUGUGUGGGGAUUCUUGCUUGGGGCUAGGGAUCGUCUCGGGGAGAUUAGAUCGUUGGAUGCUGUCCAAAAGCUUUUUGAGGAGUUCCCAGAUGCUUUUAUGAAGAGACUCCAUCCUGUUAGGGCUUCGGCAUCCUCUUCUAGUGAGGCUGUGGAGAAGAGCAAGUUUGAUGCUGCUCGUUUCUCUCCAUUUUGGAAUGAGAUUAUAAAAAAUCUUAGGGAAGAGGAUUAUUUAACUAACUUUGAAAUGGAAUUACUUUUUAUGCCUAAAAAUACUGGGAAACUCCCCUUGGUUCAGUGGCCCCUUUUUCUGCUGGCCAGCAAGAUAUUUUUGGCUAAAGAUAUUGCUGCUGAGAGUAGAGAUUCACAAGAUGAGCUCUGGGAAAGGAUUUCAAGGGAUGAGUAUAUGAAGUAUGCAGUUCAGGAAUGCUAUUAUGCCCUCCGAUAUAUACUGACAGCAAUACUGGAAGCUGAAGGAAGGACGUGGGUUGAGAGGAUAUAUGAGGGCAUUGAAGCCAGUAUAACGAAGAAGACUAUCAGUGAUGAUUUUCAACUAAACAAGCUGCAGCUGGUUAUUUCACGUGUUACUGCUCUCUUAGGAAUUCUGAAUCAGGCUGAAAAGCCGGAGCAUGAAAAAGGUGCUGUUAAGGCUGUUCAAGAUUUAUAUGAUGUUGUACGACAUGAUGUCCUUGCCAUCUAUUUGAGGGAACACUCUGAUCAGUGGCAGAGCAUAUUAAAAGCUAGGACUGAAGGUCGAUUAUUUGCAAAGUUGAAUUGGCCUAGAGAUCCCGAGUUGAAAGCACAAGUCAAAAGAUUGUAUUCUCUAUUAACGAUCAAAGAUUCAGCAUCAAAUGUUCCCAAAAAUCUCGAGGCGAGACGUAGACUGGAGUUCUUCACAAAUUCACUUUUCAUGGAUAUGCCCCCAGCAAGACCUGUGCAGGAGAUGCUGUCCUUCAGUGUUUUUACCCCAUACUAUUCUGAGAUUGUGCUUUAUAGCAUGAAUGAACUGUUAAAGAAGAAUGAAGAUGGAAUAUCUAUUUUGUUUUACCUCCAGAAGAUAUAUCCAGAUGAGUGGAAGAAUUUUCUUGCUAGGAUUGGCCGUGAUGAAAAUGCAGCGGAAACGGAACUUUAUGAUAGUCCUAGUGACAUCCUUGAACUUCGUUUUUGGGCCUCUUAUCGAGGACAGACACUGGCAAGAACUGUUCGUGGCAUGAUGUAUUAUAGAAAGGCUCUUAUGCUUCAAACCUAUUUGGAAAGAGAAAAUGCUGGAGAUACAGAGGCUGCACUUUCUAGAUUGGAGACAACUGAUACCCAAGGUUAUGAGUUAUCUCCCGAAGCUCGUGCACGGGCAGAUCUUAAGUUUACAUAUGUUGUUACAUGUCAAAUAUAUGGAAGACAAAAGGAGGAGCAGAAGCCUGAAGCUGCUGAUAUUGCAUUGCUGAUGCAAAGAAAUGAAGCCCUUCGUGUUGCUUUCAUUGAUGUUGUUGAGACACUGAAGGAUGGUAAAGUGCACACUGAGUACUAUUCGAAGCUUGUGAAAGCUGAUAUCAAUGGGAAAGACAAGGAAAUCUAUGCCAUAAAAUUGCCUGGAGAUCCAAAACUUGGUGAAGGCAAACCUGAGAAUCAAAACCAUGCAAUUGUGUUUACUCGAGGAAAUGCAGUUCAGACAAUUGACAUGAAUCAGGACAACUAUUUUGAGGAAGCCUUGAAGGUGAGAAACCUUUUGGAAGAAUUUGACCGUGAUCAUGGCAUACGUCCUCCUACUAUUCUUGGUGUCAGGGAACAUGUAUUUACGGGAAGUGUCUCUUCUUUAGCUUCUUUUAUGUCCAACCAAGAAAGCUGCUUUGUUACUCUUGGUCAGCGUGUUUUAGCAACUCCUUUGAAGGUCCGGAUGCAUUAUGGCCAUCCAGAUGUUUUUGAUAGGGUAUUCCAUAUAACAAGGGGUGGUAUCAGCAAGGCUUCUCGUAUUAUAAACAUAAGCGAAGAUAUUUAUGCCGGGUUCAAUUCAACUUUACGCCAAGGAAAUAUCACUCAUCAUGAGUAUAUUCAGGUUGGCAAAGGACGAGAUGUUGGGCUCAAUCAGAUUGCUUUAUUUGAAGGGAAGGUUGCUGGUGGUAAUGGUGAACAGGUUCUUAGUCGAGAUGUAUACAGGCUUGGGCAGCUCUUUGACUUCUUCAGAAUGAUGUCAUUCUACUUCACCACUGUGGGAUUCUAUUUUUGUACCAUGUUAACCGUGCUGACUGUAUAUAUUUUCCUUUAUGGAAGGGCUUAUUUGGCACUUUCUGGAGUUGGUGAAACAAUGCAACGGCGAGCUCAGAUAAUGGAUAACGCCGCUCUUGAAGCUGCUCUAAAUACUCAGUUUCUGUUUCAAAUUGGUAUCUUUUCAGCUGUGCCAAUGGUUUUGGGCUUCAUCUUGGAGCAAGGUUUCCUAAGGGCUAUUGUCAGUUUUAUUACAAUGCAGUUACAGCUUUGUACUGUUUUCUUCACAUUCUCCCUGGGUACAAGAACUCAUUAUUUUGGUCGGACAAUCCUGCAUGGUGGUGCAAGGUAUCAAGCUACUGGUAGAGGUUUUGUGGUCCGCCAUAUUAAAUUUUCUGAGAACUACAGACUAUAUUCUCGCAGUCAUUUUGUUAAAGGGCUAGAAGUUGUGCUUCUGUUGGUGGUAUACCUUGCAUAUGGGUAUAGUGAUAGUGCAUUGUCCUACAUUCUUCUAUCAAUUAGCAGUUGGUUUAUGGCUCUUUCAUGGCUUUUCGCACCCUAUUUGUUCAAUCCUUCUGGAUUUGAGUGGCAAAAGAUUGUGGAGGACUUCAGAGAUUGGACAAAUUGGCUAUUUUACAGAGGCGGAAUUGGUGUUAAGGGAGAGGAAAGCUGGGAAGCUUGGUGGGAUGAAGAACUGGCACACAUUCGCACCAUGAGAGGAAGAAUAUUGGAGACUAUUUUAAGUCUCAGAUUUUUCCUAUUCCAGUAUGGCGUUGUCUACAAGCUAAAUGUGCAGGGAACAGAUACGUCGUUGACGGUUUAUGGCUUUUCCUGGGUUGUACUUGCCGUUCUUAUAAUCCUCUUCAAGGUAUUCACCUUCAGCCAGAAGAUGUCAGUUAAUUUCCAGCUGCUACUGCGUUUCAUCCAAGGAGUCUCCUUCAUGAUCGCCAUAGCUGGUUUAGCCGUUGCAGUUGCGUUAACAGACUUGUCUAUCCCUGACAUAUUUGCUUCCAUCUUAGCAUUCGUGCCCACCGGAUGGGGAAUCCUGUCUAUUGCUACAGCUUGGAAACCAUUUGUGAAAAAGACAGGGUUGUGGAAAUCAGUGCGAUCGAUGGCACGAUUAUACGAUGCUGGAAUGGGAAUGGUUAUAUUCGUUCCGAUAGCAUUUUUCUCAUGGUUCCCGUUCGUCUCGACAUUCCAGACAAGGUUGAUGUUCAACCAAGCUUUCAGCAGAGGUUUGGAAAUUUCACUUAUCCUCGCUGGUAACAAUCCCAACACUGCCCUUUGAUCUUUUUGAUUACCAUAUAUUUCCACCAUAUUUGUUUUUCAAUCACCUCCCUAUUCAGAUAAACUUUAGAAAUUCAACACUGAAAAUAUUUUAAGUGUUCAAUUUUUAGUUAGUUUAUUUUUCAAUUUAACUACUUAGGAUGUAAAAAGAAAACAUGUAUGGCGUUAUUUUUUGUUUAGUAUAAAAUAUGGUUUCAUAAAA